AUGAAGUUCCCUUCAAUUUCUAGGCUUGGGGCCUUUGGCCUGCUUGCAACCACCCUUGGGGGCCUCGUCGAUCUAUCAACUUGCCAAAAGACGAGCGAUCCAAUUCAGGACAAUGGGCUCACUGAUCUUGUCCAAUGGGAUACCCACAGCUAUUUCAUUAACGGAGAAAGACUCUUUAUCUUCUCGGGCGAGUUCCAUUAUUGGCGUCUGCCAGUCCCCGAGCUAUGGAGGGAUCUCUUGGAGAAGAUGAAAGCCGCUGGUUUCAACGCCUUUUCCAUCUACAACAGUUGGGGCUACCACGAGCCUAUUCCCGGUCAUCUCGACUUUGAGAGUGGUGCCCACAACUUCACUUCCAUCAUGACGCUUGCCAAGGAGAUUGGCCUUUACCUGCUUAUCCGUCCUGGACCUUACGUCAAUGCCGAAGCAAACGCUGGUGGAUUCCCCGUGUGGGUCACUACAGGAGAGUAUGGAGGUCUACGCGACGAUGAUCCCAGGUUCACGGCAGCUUGGAAGGACUACUGGACCGAGAUUUCCAAGAUCAUCAAGCCUCAUCUUAUCACAAACGGUGGAAACGUGGCUAUGUUCCAGAUCGAAAAUGAAUUGGGAUGGCAGUGGGACAACCAAGACAAGAGAAUCGUCCAUAAGCCUGUCGCCAACUAUAUGCAGCUGCUGCAAGACACCGCCAGAGAUGCUGGAAUCGACGUGCCAUUAUUCCACAACGCUCCAAACACUCGAACAUUUGCGUGGUCUAACGACUUUGAGCCCAAUGCACUGGGCAACGUCGACGUUGUAGGCGUCGACAGCUAUCCUUCUUGUUGGAGCUGCAACUUGAGCGAGUGUACUGGCACCAAUGGCCAAUACAUUCCUUAUAAAACUCAAGACUACGUCUCGUACUUCAAUGUCCAAUCUCCAUCGCAGCCCAACUUCCUCCCUGAGUUCCAAGGUGGCUCUUACAACCCAUGGGGUGGACCUGAAGGAGGCUGUCCCAGUGAUAUUGGUCCUGACUUUGCCAACCUCUUCUACCGUGAUCUUGUGGCUCAACAGGCUACUGCGAUCUCUCUUUACAUGAUGUACGGUGGCACCAACUGGGGUUGGUUCGCUUGUCCUGUGGUUGCUUCGAGCUAUGACUAUUCUUCGCCCAUCUCGGAGAACCGCUUCAUCUGGGACAAGUUCUACGAGACCAAGCUGCUCACUCUGUUCACCCGAGCCGCGCACGACUUGACCAAGACCGAGCGAGUGGAAAACAGCACAUCAGCUUCUACCAACAAAGAGAUUCUCGUCUCUGAGUUGAGAAAUGUCGACAAUGAUGCCGCGUUCUACGUGACCCGACACAGCUACUCUCCAUCCGGUACCAAGGAGCAAUUCAAGGUCAAGGUCAAGACCUCUGAGGGAGAAUUUUUGAUUCCUCAGUACGCUGACCAAAUCACCAUUAACGGCCAUCAGUCCAAGAUCCUUGUCACCGAUUUCAACUUCGGCAACAAGAAACUUCUUUACUCAACUGCCGAGGUUUUGACAUACUCAGCAUUCGAUAAGAAGGAAGUCCUCGUUCUCUGGCUACCCGAGGGCGAGACUGGCGAAUUUACUCUGCAGGAGCACACCAAGGUCAAGUCCACCAGCAAAGCUCUGAAGGAUCUCCAGGUCAAGGUGGGCAAGGAAAAUGUCACUGUGACAUACACUCAAGAGAAGGGACUUUUUACUCUCGGUUUGGAAGAUGGGUCAACUAUUGUCCUUGUUGACCGCGAAACGGCAUACCACUUCUGGGCUCCUGCUCUGGAUAACCAUCCACUUGUGGAUGCGAACAAUACCGUUUUGGUUCAAGGCCCUUACCUUGUCCGCUCGGCCUCUCUCGACGAGAAGAAGCGUAAGCUCAGCAUUUACGGUGACCUGGACCAGGAAACACAGGUGACUGUCUUCGCACCUGAGUCCCUGAAGACAAUUGCCUGGAACGACAAGAGGGUCAAGAUCACAUCUCAGAAGGGAAACCUCUACACUAUCAAGCUUGACAAGCCUUCCAAGUUCAAGCUCCCUAGCCUGGAACGAUGGAAGUACGCAGAUAGCUUGCCUGAGAUCAAGGCCGAUUACAAGACUUCUUCUACAGCCUGGACUGUCGCAAACCGGACCAAUACUACCAACAAUGUGGUCCCUGAUCUCAACAACCCCGUCCUGUACGUCGAUGAGUACGAUAUUCACUACGGCAACCACAUCUACCGAGCCACGUUCCCUACAACUGACUCGCCACCUACUGGCGUUUACCUGAACCUGACCGGCGGUCUCGCUUUUGGUUAUUCAGUUUGGCUGAACUCGGACUACAUUGGCUCUUGGCUCGGACGAUCUUGGCUCGGCGCCCAGGGACAGGAAUUCUCAUUCAAGAAUGCCACACUCGCCAAGAAGGAGAACGUCUUGGUCGUUUUGAUGGACAAUUCAGGCCAUGACCUUCGUGAAGCUGCGCUGGCUCCUCGAGGUAUCACCAACGCAACACUGCUUGGCCCAAGCAAGGAGCGCUACGAGUUCUCUGAGUGGAAGAUUGCAGGCACUGCAGGAAGUGGUGAGCCUUCUCUUGACCUAAUCCGAGGUCCACUCAACGAAGGUGGACUGUACGCCGAGCGUGUUGGUAUGCAUCUUCCUGGCUUCCCGGACGACAAGUGGACUUCUUACUCCAAGAAGAAGACUUUGGAGAACCCUUCUUCGGGUGUUCGGGUGUACCGAACAACUGCAGACUUGGAUGUCCCCAAGGGUCUUGAUGUCUCCAUCUCCUUCAAGCUGACCGCCCCCUCCGACUCGACAUUCUCGCCUACCAAGUCUGGAUACAGCAACCAAGUGAGAGCCCUACUGUUUGUCAACGGAUACCAGUACGGCAGAUUCAACCCUUACAUUGGUCAUCAGACCUCUUUCCCUGUUCCUCCCGGUGUGCUCAACUACAAUGGAGAGAACACCAUUGCAGUGACGGUUUGGAGCCAAAGUGCUCAAGGAGGAGAGAUCAAGGUUGAGUGGGAGCUUGACUACGUUCACUCUUCUAGCUUUGAUGUGAGGUUCGACAGCGAGUACCUCCGCCCGGGUUGGACAAAGGAUAGACUGGAGUAUGCGUGA
Fusarium keratoplasticum is the source of this 3087-nucleotide messenger RNA. RefSeq names its product Beta-galactosidase. Gene Ontology annotation, cellular component: vacuole. NCBI's taxonomy places the organism in Eukaryota, Fungi, Ascomycota, Sordariomycetes, Hypocreales, Nectriaceae. The record is from RefSeq and is a predicted model, not a curated record. Gene Ontology annotation, biological process: carbohydrate metabolic process. Bases 1 to 3087 code for a protein of 1028 amino acids. Gene Ontology annotation, molecular function: beta-galactosidase activity. The transcript has 14 exons.